CGAUUCAUAUUUAGCCAUAAGAUGAAUAUUAGUGUAUUAACGCCUCAUUAAUGUCAAACGUCCCCGUGAGGGCGGGGCUUGUGGGAUCGCGCGCAGGUCUCGUGUCCGGCACCGUGUAUCGUGUUGUGCGUGACUGACGCUCCGCUGCGGAACGCUCUCAGAAGAACGCUGUUCUACGCUUUAUAUCUGAGGAGGACUGCACAGAGAGCCUGUUUUUAUCGUUUCUGGGGAUCCCCGGUUACCGGAUGAAGUCACGGUCAUCGCGGCACACUCAAGCUGGUACGGAGGAACAGGAUGAGCUCGGGGCUGAAGGAUGAAGCUCACAUGAGAGACAUGGCCGGGUUUAGGAACCAAAGGAUGGAGAAGUCCAAGCCGGAGUCUGAGAGGGACUCGGGUUUCUCAGACGGUGGCUCGGUGGAUCAGACGGACACAGACGGUGUGUCACAGUCGUCCUCACGAUCAUCACAGCUGACCGCAGCGGUGGACCGAGCUCUGAGCCUCUCACCGGUCAUCCUCAUGAACAAUGUGCUUCUACAGCAGUCUGGUGAGAACCCUUCGUCUCUGAAGCCCUGGGCCUUCAGUCCGUCGCAGGAAGUGGUUCCUCGUCCUCAGGUGGUCUUCCUUCAACCCGUCGUCCCGCAGAGACCCGCCCCGGUGCACAAGGGACCCCUGUCUAAACGCCGUCGGCACAGAAAGUACCUCCCUAUCCUCAAAUCCUACCCUAAAAUCGCUCCUCAUCCCGGAGACGCGGCGCGUGAGAGCAGCUCUGCUUCCAGUUCCUGCUCCUCUUCCUCAGUCAAGAGCUCGUCUUCCUCACGAGAUCAGAACGACUCGUCUGCUAGUGUGCAGUUACCCAGCGCUCUUCCAGCGUCCGUCGAGUCACAUGCGGCCAAACACAGACCCGAAUCCUCAGACGGGACACUUAAUGCACACUCCUUUAAAUCAGACAAGAUCAAGCGCUUCUGCAACACGUACAACAUCCUCCGCAGGUCAGGGCUGCUGGACAUCACGCUGCGCACGAAAGAGCUGAUCCGGCAGAACCGGCGGACGCAGACGGAGCUGGAUCUCCUGCGAGAACACACCGACCUGUUCAUGCAAGCGCUGCAGACCGGAGACUCGUCCAUCUGGAGCCGGCUGAGGACGAACAUGCAAGAGGACGACCGAGGGAAGGACAGGACGCCGCCAGACCCAGAGAACAUGAAGUGACACCAAGACGAUAUUCAGACGAUAUGUGACCCCGGAGCACAAAACCAGACUAAAAGCUGAAUAGAUCAUCUCUCCAUUGAUGAGUGGUUUGUUCGGAGGAUUAAUACAAAUACAGUUUUCUUUCUCUUGUUUUAGAUUUGAAAUAUGACUGGCUCAUGUUCUGUGGGAUCCAUAUCUGUAUUUUGAGAACUAAUAAGGUGAAUUGUUUUUAUACUGUUUUGUUGAGGAGUGUUGGACGAGUGCUGUGAGUCUGUCAGAGAAGAACACAUCGUGUUUGUUUGUGAUGAUGAAUAAUGAAGAAUGCUCUCUGUGGUUAUCAGCUCUCAUCUGGCCUUACUCAGUGACGCUUCAUUCUUCAAACGUAGAGCUCAGGCUUUCUUUGGCAGCUUCUCAUUACCACUAGCUCCGAAAGCAUUGCUUUACUCCAGGAGCUUGUUCUGCACGUGUAGGUGCUCAGAUGACACAUGUGCUGGUGUGAAGCAUUAGACACAGGAAGAGUGUUCCUGUGAUUCACACACAUGUGCUUUCAUACAGUACACAGUAGAAACAGCAGGUGCUUUAGGAGAGCUCUGUUCUCUAGGGAAAAAAUAGUUUUGUUUUUUAGUUUAGAAAUCAGACUUUUCUUAGAAUUGCUAUAUGUUCAGUCAGAACUGUGAGAAGAACAUGUAGAAUUGCAAUGUUAACUUGCAGAAGAAAAGUCUGAAUUAAGAGUUUACUCAGAAAUUGUGAUUUAAAUUGCAUUUUACAAUUUAUAACUCGCAUUAAAAAACUGAGAUAUUAACACUCUUUUCUAUAAAGAAAUGUCUGAAUUGUGAGAUUUUUAUGUUUCAGUAAAGAUCGAAAUGUUAACUCCUAAUUCUAAGAAGAAAACAUCUUGCCGUUCUGAGUUUAUGUAUCACGGUGCAGAUUUAAUUUGCAAUCCUGAAAUGAAAAGUCCAAACAUUGUAAGAUAGAAAGUUGCAAUAACCUUUUUAUUUCUUGAAUCCAUUGCUUCCAUAGUGUUAAUCUGCUGGUGUUUCCUGACACGGAUUGCCUUGUUUUAAUGGCAGUCCAAGCCUUUUUUGUAGCAAUAAUAUUUAAAAAUAAACCUUUUUGUAAGCCAGCAGAUUUGAUAAAGCUUUCCAUGUGUUUUCUGUCUGAUUGAUUUGAUUCAGAGCUCAUUAAACAUCAUGAAGCAGCGUUAAAGAAUGAUUCAGAAUCACUUCAAGGCCAAAAGGGCUUCUUAUUCUGAGCUAUAAUCCACAAAAACAAUGAGGCCAUCUAUCGUCUGAUUCUGACUGUUGUGCUUAUUACUGAUAUUUGUUAUUCAAGUCUUUUGUAAGAAUAAUAAUAAUAUGCAGUUUUGUGUAUGAAGAUGUUUUUGUACUUUUCUUUGGCGUUCAGUAGAUGAUCGUCACAUGUACGGUUGUGAGAAGAGCAGAACUGUGAAGGGUUUAUGUGUCAUAACUGCUCAAUCCUGUUCAUCUGUGUGUAUGAUGUAUACUGACUGACAAUCAGUAAAACAUGUUCUAGAUCAUCUUCAGUUCAUUUAUCAAACAUUGCUCAGCUGUACAAAACCAAAGCUGUGGCUAAAUGUUCAUUUACUGAUUCUUUGU
Carassius auratus (goldfish) is the source of this 2801-nucleotide messenger RNA. It is a transcript of the gene cipcb, whose product is annotated as CLOCK-interacting pacemaker b. The coding region runs from base 295 to 1206 and encodes 303 amino acids. The record is from RefSeq and is a predicted model, not a curated record. NCBI's taxonomy places the organism in Eukaryota, Metazoa, Chordata, Actinopteri, Cypriniformes, Cyprinidae. Gene Ontology annotation, biological process: negative regulation of circadian rhythm; negative regulation of DNA-templated transcription. Gene Ontology annotation, cellular component: nucleus. The transcript has 4 exons.